Phytomonas sp. Hart1 is the source of this 336-nucleotide messenger RNA. Lineage: Eukaryota; Euglenozoa; Kinetoplastea; Trypanosomatida; Trypanosomatidae. The record is from the annotation of a GenBank genome assembly.
AUGCCAAGCCGCUCCCCGGACAGGGCGGUAUCGCCGGAGGAAAAAGACGGCGUGGCAAAUUCACCGCGCGAUGUCGAGGCGGUGGGGGGUCCACCGAACGACGACGCGCAAAGUGGCGGUCGGGUGAGCCGCCCCCCACAGCAAAUCGCGGCCGAGACGGUACCGCUUGGCGUGGAUAAAGGCGGAGCCACCUCGGGGGUUGAGGUGGAAAGGAAAAAAGACAACGGUGUGCGGAGCCCUGCGGUUAUGGACCGACAUACCGUGCGGCCGGUAAGUCGUUACGAAAGUCCCAUGGAAGAGGAUGACGAAAUACCUGAUAUCGAUUUGGAGGAUUGA